Molecule: messenger RNA, 3903 nt
Organism: Lodderomyces parapsilosis
Lineage: Eukaryota; Fungi; Ascomycota; Pichiomycetes; Serinales; Debaryomycetaceae
Exons: 1
Coding region: 1-3903 (1300 amino acids)
Source: RefSeq, a predicted model, not a curated record
AUGUCCAAUCGAAUAGACAGUAGUGGUACCAACACUAAGUUCAAAGUAGGAGAUAAUGUCCAUUUUGAAGUGUCAAAGGAAAACACAAUUACUACCAGUAAUAACACUACAACCCCCAACGGAAACAAAGCUUCCAAUUCAAAAUCAAAUGAUGCAGCUGCUCAAGACGAGCAGCAAGGAAACAGUAUCUUGGAUCCCAACGCCCUUGCCAACAAAGCGAAAAAGAAGAGGAGAGGUAAGGGAAAGAAGACAACGAGACUUUCCACGUCACAUGCACAUUUGAAUAAUCCAGAUGAAGACUACCCUACGUCCAGGGUAAUAAAGCAAGCACCCAACGGUGAUGUGAUAGUUGAAAGCUUGGAUGAUGAGGAAUCAGAUGGCGAAAGUGAAAGGUCGCGUAAUUCUCGUGUUGAAGAACCCCUGAACGGGUCUGGGUCCAAGGUUCAUCCACAUCUGCAACCCCAAAAACAUAAUGAAACGAUACAUAACCAAUCUGGUAUGGCUGGUGCGAUUCACAACGCGAAGCGAACCAGUCAUGAUGCUCAUAAUAGUUUAUGGGAUAGUUCAUCAGUUGAAGAACAAGAAAAGUUGAAAGAGUUUUGGGAAUCAUUGGCCGAACCUCAAAAAUUAGAAUUGGUCAAGAUAGAUAAAGAGUCGAUUAUGAAAAUGUUCAAAAACGAAACGAGACAACAUCUUCAGCAACUACUGCAACAACAGAAUGGAAGUACUUCAAAUGGGGGUGGUAACUCAUCGAGCCAGAACAAUUGCACUUGCAAAUACUGUGGUAGAAGAAAUCACCUCAUCGAAGAAGAGUUGGAAAGUAUUUAUGAUAACCAUUUUGAUGACAUUAUCGACUUUAUACACGAGGUUCGCGAUAUAAAUGACUUGAAUGCCUUGCCAGGAUUAUUGUUUGGUGGGUUCCAUAUGCUAGAAGAAGAAAGGAAAUUGCAAAGAAGGAAACAACUACAUAAUGAAAAUCAGGAAAUGUCCAAGCGGCUGGCUGCCCAAAAAACCGAGACGAAGAUGAACGACAUAAAGGCAGAGAUGGAGAAAUUACAAAUGGGAUCUUCUUCACAAGGGAAUCCAGAAAUACACCCAUCGCGAAACUCUUCUCAACAACCUCAAUUGAGUCAACAAAGUCCUCCGGGUACAAGACCUCAUGCCAAUGUGCAAAUUAGUGCAUCAAUUCAAACGUCAAACUCCUCCCAAACGCAGCUAUUUGAUAAGUUGCUUGAUCCCAAACUUUUUCAAGCAUUGGAAGGUUUGGAUCUACAAAAGAUGAAGGAAACUGCACAUUUAGAUCCAAAAAAUGCGGCACAUUUGAGCAUGUUGGAAAAAGCAGGGUCAUUGAAGGAGAUUGUAAGAGAUUUGCACAAUCAUGAUGGGAAGCGUGCUGAGAGAGGAGCCAAGUAUGUACAAAACAUGGGCAAAUUCUUUUCCAAUAUUGCCAAUAUGAAUGCAAGUAGCCCGGAAGAGGCAGAAAAGUACAUGGCCAAACAAUUUACUGAGCAUUUUGGACAAGGACUCUCAACAUUCGCUGAAGAUUUGUUGAACAACGAUGGAAACUCAUUCAUAAACAUGAUGGAAUCACUUACAGAGUCAAGAACUGCCCGCGAAGAUGUAUUGAAGGGUAUGUCCACAUCAGCCAAUGAAAAUGCUUCGAAAGCUCAUGCCACUGAUCUGCAAACUCGCUGGGUUGAUGAAGAUGACGAAGAGGGAGAAGAUGUGUAUUGUGCUCAUCAUCAUCAUCACCGCCACCACCACCACCAUCCUCUUGACGAUGAAGGGUAUGAGGUUGAAGAUGACGAUGAAUAUGACUACGAGUAUGACGACGACGAAGAAGAGGGAGAAGACGGCUUUGAAGAUGAUGAUGGUAAAGAUGCGAGCGAUACCGAGUCUGAGAUCUCUGAGGAGGAGAAGAUGCAAGAAAUUCGUCGUCUAUUCUUGAUCCAAGUCAUCAAAUUGUUCCAAGAGCGUUUAAAGAGUGCUUACAAGGAAAAGAUUUCCAAAGACAACACGCAGAAAUUGAUUGAGGAAUUGGAAGCGGAAGAAAGAGCAAAGAAGGAACGAGAGGCAAAGAAAUUAAAGCAAAAAGAAAAGGCCAAGGAAAAAAAGAGAUUGGCGCAAUUGGCGAGAGAGGAAGAGAAGAAAAAGAAGGAAGAGGAGGCAAGAAAGGCUGAGGAGGAGCUCAAAGCUCGUCAAGAAGAACAAAGAGCAGACCAAAAACGAAGAAAGGAGGAAGCAAGACUCAAGCGUGAAGAGGAGAAGAAGAGAAAGGCAGAAGAGGCAAAGAGAAAGGAAGAAGAGCACAGAAAGAAGGUGGAAGCUCAACAAAAGAAGGACGAGGAGGCGAAGAGGCUAAAAGAGGAACGUCGUAGAAAAGCUGAACAGGAAAGGAAACAAAAGGAGGAGGAAAAGAAACAAAAGGAAGAGGAAGCAAAACGAAAGGAAUUGUUGAGAAAGCAAAAGGAAGAGAAUAAGGAAAAAGAGAAGGAGAAGGAGAAAGUUGCUUGUGAGAGAAACGCGACUCAACAAGAGGAUGACAACUUGAAGUGGGUAUCGAAGUCUGCUGAUAGUUUCAGCUCCAGUGUACCCAGUUCGAACUCGUCUAAAGCUUACUUUGAUCGAGUUUUGAAAAAAGAAAUUGAAGAAAAGCAACUUGAUUUUCUCGUUGAUCCAACAGCUAGUGACAGUUCUUAUAACCAACCUUUUCAACCUAGACCGGGUUCACUUUCGAGUAGGGGUUCAUCAAUUGGUCUUACCGUGAAUCAAUUGCACUCUGGUAUUCCAUCGGCUUCACAGCAACCUCAGUUCACCAAUGAUUUUGCUCAGAAUCAAUACCUUAACCAGCCCUCGGUGUUGUCUCCUCAACCUGCACCCAUAAAUCCAAUGAAUGGCGGCUCCACUGUAAAUCCUUCUAUCGCUAGUAAUUUUUCAUCCACGGCUGCUGCAAGCGCUGCUAGUUCCAGUGGCCCUAUCAACCCAAUGUCUCCAUGGGCUGCGAAAGCUGGGUUAAACAAUCCAGCAGGUUCAGUAUAUCAUCCACACUCAGGUUCUUCGAUUGCUCCUACGUUAAGUUCGACCAAUAUUCAUCAGCAAGGACAGCCAGUUGGUCGCUUUGAUCCAUUUGGCGCAUCCAAUGAAUCUUCUGAUCCUAUCACCCCUAUUGCGAAAAAUUCGGCGUGGACAUCUAAUCCUAAUGCUGUCAAUACUGGUGGUACGAGAGGCAGCAGCUUUAUUUGGAACAAUCCAGCCGGGUCUAACCCUUGCGAAAUUUCUCAUUUGAAUCCAAAUUUGAAAGCUAACAGCUUUUACUCGUCUGAGGUUGAGCAAAAUAACCCAAGCUCUAACGAUACUAUACAACUUGGUAUCAGUAAUCCUAGUGGUUCUGUCGAGAUAGACUUGAUUCAAUCAUCAACUGUCACUUGUUUCCACACCUUGGCUUCCAUGAAUCAAUUAGAAUUUGGAGUUGCGCCAAUAAUGAGAUUGUUUGAAGAAGUAAAGAGUGUUGCAAAAAGACCACAAUUGACCUUGGAUCAAUUUUUGAAUUAUUGUCAGUCGGGCAGUGUGUACACGUUUGAGAAAAAAUAUGACCCAUUUGGUAGAGUAACACAUAUGAAAGUUGGCACGCAUACGUAUGCUAGAUCGUCCCCACCUGUUGCUCCGCUAUUCACUCCAGGUGCUAUUGGAUUUUCUCAGGCACAACUGCAAGCAACUUUUCCUCAACAGCCUUUAUUUGAACGACAAGAGAAUUUUGGAGCAGGGGGGGGAUUUCCUCCUCCGGGAAUGCGCAAGAGCUCGCUGCCAAUAUUUACAACGGAUCCACCUUUGAUGAAUAUAAGAAGUGAUUUGAAUGCAAAGCUGACGACAAGCGGGUUAGUCGAUGGGCUUUGGAAUAAUUAA